Penicillium egyptiacum is the source of this 771-nucleotide messenger RNA. Lineage: Eukaryota; Fungi; Ascomycota; Eurotiomycetes; Eurotiales; Aspergillaceae. The record is from the annotation of a GenBank genome assembly.
AUGGAUAUGACUGGCCAAGACUUUAUCUUCGGAUUACUGUCCAAGGCUUGCCACAAUGAGCCUUUCUCAAGCGAGGAACUUGCAAUCGGUAACAUGGAUCGGAGUCAUCCCAUUCCGCUACUGGAUGACUCGUACACCCCGGGCCCUGAGCUCGCUCGUCAGAUUGUGAAACCCCCGCCAAGCCUUGGCUCCCUCAAAGCUCUCGCGACGAACACAUUGUCCGUCUCCACAGACUUUAUCUCUACGGACGAUGCUGUCAACGCUUUUAUCUGGAAAUCUAUCGCCCGUGCCCGGGAUUCUCCGUUUUUGGAUUCCCCAGGGCUAUCCAAGCUCAUGCAGACUUUGACAUACAAAACCGACACAAUCAAGAAAUUAUGCGAAGAGCGUUUGCGCAUCGUCGCCGCCGAGCUUCGGUCCCAGCUCGAUCCAAAGAAUAAUGAUCUAAUAUUCAAUACCCGUGCCCUCGCUACAGUUCUCAGCCGCUCGGAUGACAAGACCAAGGCGUCUUUCACUGCCAUGGUCAAUUUUUCGUCGGAUUUUAUGCUUAGUUCGUGGUCGAGGAUUAGCUCAUAUGAUCUAGAUUCCAAUCUAGGUUCGGCUACGCCUGAAGCUGUGCGGAGACCACACUUUACCCCCGUUAAGGGCCUGGAGUAUUUGAUGCCCCGAUCGGCUGCAGGUGAGAUGCCUGUUGGUAUCUGUCUGAGAGAUGAAGACUGGGAACGGUUAAAGGUAGAUGGAGAGUUUAUGAAGUAUGCUAAGUAUAUUGGGUGA